This is a messenger RNA of Metarhizium acridum CQMa 102, 987 nucleotides long. The record is from RefSeq and is a predicted model, not a curated record. Lineage: Eukaryota; Fungi; Ascomycota; Sordariomycetes; Hypocreales; Clavicipitaceae.
AUGGCAACUACCUCGAUGGAUUACGAGGCCGCCGGUGGUGAUCGCUACGACGACGAUGCGCCCCGCUACGAUCGUGACAACAGAAGCGCCUCACCUCGACCGCCCCGUGAUGAGAACGAUGGCGGACGUCGUCGAUCAGCGUCACCAAAUGGAAAUGCCGAUGCCAUUCCAAAAGAGCCUUCCGGUUCCAAGGAUGAUGAUGACGGUGCCGUCAACCCUGGUUCCAACCUAUUCGUAACUGGCAUCCAUCCUCGCCUAACCGAGGCUGAGGUCUCCAAAAUGUUCGAGAAGUAUGGAGAUGUCGAAAAAUGUCAGAUCAUGCGCGAUCCGCACUCUAAAGAAUCCCGUGGAUUUGGUUUUGUCAAAAUGGUUACGUCAGAGCAGGCUGAAGCCGCAAAAGAGGGCCUGCAGGGAGAACAAAUUGAAGGUCGCACUCUAAGCAUUGAGAAGGCCCGUCGGGCUCGUCCCCGCACGCCUACUCCAGGCAAAUAUUUCGGUCCGCCGAAACGAGAUCCCCGUCCUCGUUUUGAUGACCGACGUCGGGGUGGCUACGGCGGCGGCAGCGGCGGUGGCUACGGACGUGAUGACUCCUAUAGAUAUCGCGGAUACGAGCGAAAUUACGAACGUCGGCAUGAUGAUCGUGGUAGUUAUGACCGCGGUGGCUAUGAUCGUGGCUAUGACCGUGGUUAUAGAGAUGAUCGCCGAUACGACGACCGCAACUAUGCUCGAGACGCCGAGCGUGGAGGGCACGAACGCCGGGAACGUGAUGAUUACUAUGGUCGGGAACGGUAUGGAGGGCGCGACGACCGUGACAGAUAUGGACCUCGUGGUCCCGGCGGUGGGUACGACCGUGAUCGAUACGACCGUCAAGCCGAGCGUGGCGCGCCAAGGGAGCGAGAAACAGCUGCUGGGGCUCCUGGCUACGGAGACUCGGGUCCCCGAUCUGAGGCCCGCGAUGCAUAUGGGGCUGAUCCAUCUGCUCGGUGA